AUGACUAAAACACCUAAUCUGAAACAGUCAACGCUUCUUCAACUCUAUGCAAGAGCUGCAGCACCAUGCAGGGAUUACUACGGAUUGACCAUAACGAAUUCAUGCAUUUCUAUUAAUGCUUGGAAAAUUACUCACGGACCCCACGUUAUGCCAAAGCAAAAAAUUUGUUUACUAGAAGAUGUGAUACAGGAUAAAUUUCUCCAAGAAGAAAUAAAAAAUAUAUUCGGCGGUAAUGUGUUUGAUUAUAUCAUGGAUUUAGGAAACAAAAAGAGAAAACUGGAAAAUUUACCUACUGCACUUUUUUUAAACAUAUUGAAAUAUUUGAGAGCAAAUGAUGUGCUGAAAUUGAUGCAAACCAACAAAAUAUUUUUCGAGUUAUGCAAUACGGAAUUGGUUUGGCUGAUGAUGUUCCAGAAGAUAUUAAACAGAUCCCCCUCAAUUGAAGAGAAAAGAAUGGCCCUAGAGUACGGAUGGAGGGAGGUGUUAAAAAAGCGUAUGGCGUAUAUAAGAAAAGUUUUCAAUGAGAACAAACAACAAAAGAAAAAGCAGCUUGCAGAUCCAACUAGGAAUAAAAAAGUGGUCAAGGCCAAGUAAAACAUAAUCUAUUA
Anoplophora glabripennis (Asian longhorned beetle) is the source of this 608-nucleotide messenger RNA. RefSeq lists its product as uncharacterized. The record is from RefSeq and is a predicted model, not a curated record. The transcript has 3 exons. Gene Ontology annotation, molecular function: protein binding. Lineage: Eukaryota; Metazoa; Arthropoda; Insecta; Coleoptera; Cerambycidae. The coding region runs from base 1 to 594 and encodes 197 amino acids.